ACCUUGAGGGUCUGAACUGGGUGAAAAGUUGUCAGGCAGCCUCAGUCACGCCACUUUCUGCCCACAGUGUCACGUACGGAAGCCCAGCCUCUCUGUCGGCGUAAAACAGACUUUAAAAUGGUUCUGAAACAGAGUCAUUCUCGGUUCAGACUUCUCGGUGUGAAGAGUACUGAAAGAUGGUUCGAGUCCUCCUUCAGUCUCGACAGCUCUGCGGGGUCUCGAUCCGCCGUGACAGCAGCUGUCAGCUCAGCUCCGUGUUUCCGUUACGGUGUAAACAAAAGCUUAGAGGAGCCAACAUGGACCAAGAGACGAGCUGGACUGAAGCUGAGACACAUUCUUAUCAGAGGUAAUAAGACGUAACUUUACUUAGAAAUAAAGUAAGUAAGUCUACUGGAGUCUGACUGUCAAAAUGUAAUCAGGUUUGUCCUUGAACAGAGUGAUGAAAUAAUACCAGAGUGUCACCUUAAUGGAGCCACUUUCUUGUAAAACGCACGUCUGAAACCAUAAUAUGCAUAUAGAUUUUUCUAGUUUUUUUCAACCACCAUCUACCAAAUGACCAAGUGUCAAGGUUACCUGUAACCCUGAUGGUUUAAUCUCCUUUCCACAGAUUGCAUGUCUACGGAAGCCCUGAGCAGCCAUGAUAACUCAAUUAACGGGAGUAUUAUGAGAUGUCAUUGACAUCAGAACUGCUGCGAGUAACUAAAACAUACAGAAAAAAAAGAGUUUUAAAAAUAUAAUUUUGAAUAAAUAAACAAUAUACGGCAUGUGCAUGGCCCCAAAAAAUGCAGCUCUCGAAACACAGCUCUGUUUAUUUCUAAAUACUUCAGACUCUGGUGUCAGAUCCUCUGUGUUUCCAGCAGAAACGCUUUCCCUCAUCUCUCUCUGUAUUGACACAACAUGCAUCAGAGCCUCACAUUUUUCCUGGUGUGUCACCAACACAGAGAGUUAAUGUUGUAUUUAGAUAAAUGUUUCAUAAAGUUAUCAGUUUGUAACUCAAUGUUACAUGAGACAUGAGAGUUUUUGUACAAACACAUGAUCUUCUGAUUGUUAACUUAUCAGAAAUAACUCUGAUGAUGGUUUUGAAAUGCUAAGAGACACUAUCGAGACAAAACACUGAAUAUGCACUUUUUAAAAUGAGUAUAUGUUAUGCUACUCCAAAAGGUUCAAGAAAAUGAAAGUUUGCCUGAGAAAAUUUGGCAAAUAAAUGAACAAGUGAAGUGGUUUUGAAUCCGUGCUGGUAAUUAAAGUUUAGGAAAGUGUCAGAAACAAGAUGAGUUUUAAUAUGUAAAUGUUAGAACAAAUAUCCUUAAUUAUGGAAACAUUUUCUGCAUGUAAAUAUUGAGACAUCCUAACAGUUGAUGUGGAGAUGAAUUUGCACUCAUGGUGAUUUUCACUUAUUUUUGCAUGUGCAUUUAAAUAUAAUUAAAACCAUUUCUGCAGUAACCACCACUCACUGUGACAUAUCUGUUUACACUCCACUAAUUACAUUAUCAGAGUAACUCUGCUACACCCCUAUCAUAUUUCAUUUUGCAUCUCAUUUAUUGUUGUCACCACAGCUGGUUUAAUGCUUUUAUAAGUCUGUCUUGUCCUUUUUAUUAUUUAUAUUUACUAAAUGCUGCUGGUUUGUGGGGUAACCGAGCAGAAUAUCUCAGUAUGGCUUUGCUAAAAUCAAAAUCAAAUUAAUCAACCUUAAAAGGACUUACCUAAAUCAAGGGAAAUGUGCAGCGUGAUAAAAUGCACUAACUCACUGAGUAUGUUGCAGUAAAAAAAAGAGGAAAAAUAAAUUCAAGUGUCCAAAUGAUAAAUAUUGUGCUCUUCUUCUCUGUCUCUGAUUUCAGACCUAAGCACCUCUGUCAGAUCCCUCCAGUACGAUCUAAACCCAGGAGCCCCACAGCCUGAAGCCAGCAGACUGAUGUUUGAUACUCACGCAGUGGUUCGGCUCUUCGAGGAAAACGGUUUGGCUCCCAUUUUAACCUUUUUAAAUUAAAAAAUUUUUACGCGUGGCUGUUGAUUUCCUCUCAAAGCAAACAUGUUCCCCAUACAGGCUUCACCACCCAGCAGGCUGAGGUGAUGGUUAAAGUUCUGACACGGAUGACAAACUCCAACAUGGAGGUCAUUUAUAACGACAUGGUGACUAAAGUACAGCAGGUGAGACUGAAGGAGGAGGUCUGGCAACUUCAUGUCUGGUUUGUUCAAUAAUCUAUAUCACAUCUCAUUUAAUGAAGAGAAAUCCUGCCCAUUUUUAAUCUUCUCAGUUUACUUUUGGGUUCCUUGAUUGUGGAAAAACUAUAGCACUACAACAUUUCAGUAUCUACUUUCUGUAUUCUUUGGUAAUAUCUCCAGGACUAAAACCUCAGAUUAGAAACAUGUGAAUAAAAAAUAUGAGUGCAGAGGAUUUUAUAUUUGGAAUAAACUGCUUCUAUUUUUAGCCUGUCACAUAUGCAGCUGAAUGUAUUAGAACCGCGCUGUAGCUGCCAUCAGAGACAGUAAGGUCAAUACUAUCAGAUACUGUCAACUAUGACUUUAUCUUUCAGUAUGCAAUGCAUCAUGGUACGUGUAGUUAUGUAAGAAGAAUUAGGCCCUCUUUUAAAGUGUCGCGCACAGGUAAUUUCUUAACUGUUUAACAUAAAUGCCGAUGAACGUCAAUAUAAAAAAUGCAAAUGAUUCAUUUUGAACAAAUAAGAUUUUAUUAAGUAGCUAAAAAAAAAAAAACACCAAUAAUUAUGUUAAUACAGCACUGUCCAAAAACAAGUGCUUCACUAUUUAAAAAAGUUCAUAAAAUUAAAACCAAAACAAAGCAGUUUAUGACAGUGGUUGUAAAAAGCAAUAAACCUACAAACAAGGUCAACAAAAAUUGAAACACAACAGAUAACAAGUAAGUAAGAUUCUAUACUGUUAUAAUAGAAACAUGAACUCUGAUAGCUCAAGUAUAAAAGAGCAGAAUAAAAUGAUCAACAUUUGAGGAAAGAUUUAAUACUGACUUGAUUUGUUAAUGUGGUCAUUUAAAAAUAUAAAUACAUUAGACCAAAUUAAUGUUUUACAUGCACUGAAGCAAAAAAAGAGGUUAUGCUUGUGAAAAAAGAUUUCCUUUGUGUCUGAGGCUGAGUUUCAUCCAGGUGAGCAUGUGCGUUUUUUUAAACUUCUUCUCUUGUAUGAAUUUUGCAGGAGAUCAUGUUGCAGCGAGUGAUGUCUAAAAUAGCAGCGGUAAAGAAGGACAUGAUCAUUCUGGAAAAGAGCGAGUUCUCGACUUUACUGGCAGAGAACGAGGUCAGUGUGUUUUUAGGAGCCUGAUCCAGAAGUAAUCCAAAAGUUUUAAGUUCUGUAAAUCUCUGCUCUCAGCUGUUCUGGCAUUGUCAAUCCAGCCUAAUCUGUAUUUAGACGAAACACCAUGCACUUCUACCAUCUGCUCCAAAUUAAUGAAGAUAUGUUUGUGAGUUGAAUUCUGAUAGAUGUUGUUAAAAUGUAGAAUGUCUUUUCAAAAUAAUAAAAAAAUGCAGAACACAAGCAUGAAUAUAUGUACUUGACUGGGUGUACAUUCAAGCAUUUUAUAUGAGCUCCUGUAUGAUGUUUUCCCCCUGACUCUGGGUUUGAAUGUCUUCAUUCUUCUCUCAGAAACUCAAGAUCCAGCUGUUGCAGCUCAAAGUCCAAUUGGCUGUAAGUUGUUAUUCUAAUAUAAACCAAUAAAUUAAAAGUCCCAAUCAUUUAUUCAGAGUCUCUCUGUAUCUUUUAUCUGUAAUGAUUUCAUGUGAUGGGAUUUGUUGGGAUUUUGUGCGUCUCCUUUGCAGGAUGUCAUGAAUAAAGUGCGCUCAGACACUCUUUUGGACAUGAAUCUGGAGAAAAGUCGUGUGAAAGAGUUGGUAAGGAUUUUCAUAGAACAAAAUACAGAUUUAAUUAGUACUUGACUGCACUCUUGAUCCUUCACUAACUUUACUCAGAUUUGCUAGAUUUGUCAGUUUUAGGCAGGAUGCUUAUACCCAUGCUACACCUUGUCUGCAUUGUGUUAUUUAUGAAGUUGCUCAGUCAUUAUCAGAGGUAAUUACAGAGAUAUUACAGGAGCAGGAGGGUGCUCAUGUGAAGUAUGAGAGCAGACGUGACAGAAAAGUGCUGUGCGAGCAUAAAGCUUUCUCUGUGAGUUGACAUGUCAGGCCUUUUGUGCCUCUGUAGUCAAGUCAACGUUUAUUUAUAAAGCACCUUUAAAAAAACAGCAGUCAAACAAAGUACUGUACAUGGGAUAAAUAAAAGAAGUAAAAUAGAUAACAAUAAAACAAUACAUUUAAAAACAGUGGAAUAAAAUACAGACAGUAAAAGAAUAAAAGCUACAGUGCCUAUGAUUCCUGUGUGCUCAUUUAUUGAACGCAAGGGAGAAAAGGUGGCACUGUCUGUAGCACUGUAAAAACAUUGUCUAACCACAUACUGGAGCACCAAUAGUAGAAGUACAAAGGUUUAGAGACAUCUGAACUUUAUCAUUGCACUGUUGCUGAACCAGGGCCUGUGUCCACUGAACGCUUUGCUCUGUUGCUGCAGUAAUUAAGCAGUGACUAACUAAUCAAUACAAAUUAAAUAGCUGUAACAGGGAGAAGUGUUUCUGUCCUUGUAGAGGUGUGCUACAUAAAAGAAGUCCUGCUGCUUAUAUUUCUCUUUUACAUAAAACCUUUUUUUUUUUUUUUUCAGAAAGCAGAGCACGAGAAGAAGCUUCUAGAGACCCGAACUGACAUCAUGGAAAUGGUUUGUACUCAGUGAAAAUCUUUCCCAUUUUACUACAUCCAUUUUAAAGUUACUCUACAUCUGUGUGACAGGCAUGCUGAAAUAUUAACAUGUACAGUAAUAAAAGUAGCUGCCACUAAAUUCUUCACUCUGUUUAAAUAUCUGACAUGUUUGUGGUUCGUUCUAUCGCUGAUGCUUUUUCUCUGAUUUCUUUUGUUACAGACUGCAGAGCAGGAGCGUUAUUUAACUCAGACCAACAUGAAAAUAGACACUGAAGUGGCCGGUUUGAAAACCAUGCUAGAGUCUCAUAAGCUGGAUACUAUCAAAUACCUGGCAGGUGAGAUUUCCCACUUUUACAUUGUUGUUUUGGAGAGUUGGCAUCUGAAAUGUAAGAAAAAGACUGUUUAUAAAAAUUUGAUUUCUUAGUCAGGGAUCUUUCUCUAUAUUAAAACUGUAAAGGUAGAAAUAGUCCCUGUCUCACCUGUUCAGUAUUGAUAUUCGCAGCAGUCUAACUGGUUCAAAUAGGAAGAUUAAAAAAAGGUCAAUUUAUCACUGAAUUAAUUGAGACAUGCAGGUAAACGAAAACGCUCUAUCUCUCUGUUUCAGGUUCAGUCUUCACCUGUCUGACCGUGGUCUUGGGUUUCUAUCGUAUUUGGAUGUGAGCUUCAUCAGGACUUUGAUUUAUCAUAUCAUUAACUGGUAAAACUUGAAGUUUCAGUUGCAUUUCUAAUGCAGUGUUUUUAUAAGAAGUUUGGUAAUACAAGAAAACAAGGAAAAUACCUGAUGGAAGAUUUUGAAGAUUCAGGUUUUGACUUUUGUAUCAUGUAACCACCUCAGGGGCUCGGGCUGAUAACUUUCAGCUGCCUGUUUUUAUUUUUAAUGAAAAGAUGAUAACAUUUUAGAAUAAAGUUUGUGUAGGUCUGAUUUUAUUUAUAUGUGAAUUACUGUCAUUUUAAGGACUCUCCUUUUAAAUAAUGUUUUCCAGAAAAAUGUCAUUUUAUUGAGAUAAUGUUAUUGUAAAACAGAUGGUAUUAUUUUGUUAACAUCUAUAACAAGCUAAAAUAAUCUGAGAAAAAAACUCAGACAAAGGAUGAGUCAGUGUGGCUCUGGAGCACUCCUGUAUGUUAUCCCAGAAACUAAACUGUUACCUGCUAUUGUAGCCUGGCCGGGCCAUCCUGUUGCGUGAAUCACUUGAUGUUCCACAAAGGAACAUCAAGUGAUUCACGCAACAGGUAUGGGAAAUGUUUCAACCUGACUGAUGAGAUCACUCUUUUUAAAUAAACUGACUUUUAAACCAAUAUAAACUUUGUUCCUAUAAA
This is a messenger RNA of Xyrichtys novacula (pearly razorfish), 6023 nucleotides long. The record is from the annotation of a GenBank genome assembly. Lineage: Eukaryota; Metazoa; Chordata; Actinopteri; Labriformes; Labridae.